Molecule: messenger RNA, 1639 nt
Organism: Conger conger (European conger)
Lineage: Eukaryota; Metazoa; Chordata; Actinopteri; Anguilliformes; Congridae
Product: endonuclease domain-containing 1 protein-like
Exons: 2
Coding region: 243-1127 (294 amino acids)
Molecular function (GO): nucleic acid binding; hydrolase activity; metal ion binding
Source: RefSeq, a predicted model, not a curated record
CAGACGCGCUCGAGUGUCUCUCCCUCUCCCUCUCCCCUGCACAUUUCUCCUCCGUUCACAGCUGUGGCUUAGUGCUUCUUCUUCAUUGGUGCGUGGGAGUACAUCGUCGAGUCCUCCAGAACGGUACCAGGUUAGAUUCUCCCUCCUGCAUCUGCCUCUCUAUUUCUCCGUUUCCUCUCCCUCUCUCCUCCACAGCUCUCUCUUCUCCUGUCCUCUCCUCUGCCCACUCGGUGUCCUUCUUCAUGACGUGGUCGCGGGCCUGGGCCCUCCUCCUGGCGGGCGUUGCGGUGGAAGUGGCGCGGGCGAGCGUGGAGAGCGAGUUCUCGGCGGACUGCAGGCCGUUCCUGUACAUGGGCACCCCGCCGCUGGGCCUGGAGGCCCGGUCCCUCAGGAGGAUCUGCCAGCGCUACGGCGGACAGCCCCGCUACCUCACGCUCUACGACACCGCGGACCACGUCCCCAUCUACUCCGCCUACACCUUCAAGCGCUCCGACGGAGGGAAGCAGGCCGACAUUCCCUGGAUGUACGAGCCGCAGCUGGCCACAUUGUCAGACGGCAGGGAGAUGCAGCCGUUUCCACACGGCUACUUGCAUCACAACUUCGAGGAUUCCCAGGCCGUGCUUGAGGACUACGACAAUGCCUUCAAAUACGAGCGCGGACAACUCAACCCGGACGAGCACCAGGCCGACCCCAGUGACAAGGCCGCCACCUACACCCUGACCAACGUGGUGCCCCAGGUCCGGGAGUUCAAGAUCGGGCCGUGGACGAAGCAGAACCACGUCAUCCGCCGUCGCCUCAACAACUACUGCCGAGGCACCGCCUACGUCGUCACGGGGAUCACCACCGCCGGUCACAUGAUCCGCCACCACAACAUCGACCGCGUGGCGGUCCCCGCCUACAUGUGGUCGGCCUACUGCUGCAUCCGCUACGACCGCAACGCACCCUUCGAAGAGCGCUAUAAAUUCCCGGCCUAUGCCUACUAUGGCCUCAAUGACAAGGAGAACAACCAGGUCUUGGAGAUAUCGAUCAAGAAGCUGGAGGAGUUUCUCAAAGGAUCCACGUUUGUGGACAAGAACUUCCAGAUCUUUGUGGAUGACUGCGUGCCUCCACCCUCUGCUCUUCCAUAGCUCACUUCCUUCAAAACCCCCAGCGUAAGGUGGUCAACACUUUUAGUUGGUCAACCAGCUGUUCCCCAGUUGACCAACCUAUACUGUAUAGCUAGUCCACCAGUUUCACCACCAGCUUUCCUUACCAGCUUAACCAGCUUAACCAGCUUUGACCAGCCACAGACCAGCUGAGACCAGCCAGAAGUAUGACAAGCCAACACACAGCUUAUACCAUCUCAAACCAACUUAGAAUCCCAGCUGGUCUUAGCUGGAUUUUUCACAGAGACUAUACCCAGAUUCAUGUAUACUGCAGUUACAUCUAUUUCACAAGUCUGUCAUAGCUUUACAGCCAAAUAAAAUACUUCUAGAUAACUUUGAGAAUUAUUGCAUUAGUUUUCAUUCCCCCUUGGAACUGAAUCUUUCAUUACUCCCAGAAGACUGUAAAAAUGUAAUGAAAACAAGAAUCUUUGUUGUUUAAUCAGGAAUACAUUUGGGUUUCUGCAGAAAAUCAAUAAAAACAUUGCUGCGCUGAA